GGCUGGGACGGAAGAGGGUCGUCGAGGGCGCCCCCUUCCGGUUGCACCCUUGGAAAGCGGGGCAGGAAAGGAUUCUCUGGUCAUUCUCCCUGAAUCCUGCUCCUUCCCCAUGCCAGGACUCAAAGCAUGGCGGAAAACAGGGAGCCCCGUGGUGCCAUCGAGGCCGAGCUGGACCCCGUGGAGUACACCCUUCGGAAACGACUUCCUCACCGCCUGCCCCGGAGGCCCAAUGACAUUUACGUCAACAUGAAGACUGAUUUUAAGGCCCAGCUAGCCCGCUGUCAAAAGCUGCUGGACGGAGGCAGUAGGGGGCAGAGCGCAUGCACUGAGAUCUACAUUCAUGGCUUGGGCCUGGCCAUUAACCGCGCCAUCAACAUCGCCCUGCAGCUGCAGGCAGGCAGCUUUGGCUCCCUACAGGUGGCCGCCAAUACCUCCACCGUGGAGCUGGUGGAUGAGUUGGAACCAGAGACUGACUCCCGAGAGCCACUGACCAGGAUCCGGAACAACUCGGCCAUCCACAUCCGGGUCUUCAGGGUCACGCCCAAGUAAUGGAAGUGAAGCUGACUUUCAUCCACCAACUCCUUUGUGCACACACAUCCAGGCUCCAUGUGGCUGAGGUUUCUACUGAUUCAUAUGGCUCUUGUUUUGGCAUGGGCCUCUUGUCAGAGCCUUGUAAGAAAAUACAUGUUGCCUCAGCCUAGAGAACUGUAAAUGGAGAGCCCAAGAAGGGAAUCCUCCUUGUCCUGUACAAUAAAAGUAUCAAGUUGUGUUGGU
Molecule: messenger RNA, 774 nt
Organism: Peromyscus eremicus (cactus mouse)
Lineage: Eukaryota; Metazoa; Chordata; Mammalia; Rodentia; Cricetidae
Gene: Pop7
Product: POP7 homolog, ribonuclease P/MRP subunit
Exons: 1
Coding region: 127-549 (140 amino acids)
Biological process (GO): tRNA 5'-leader removal
Cellular component (GO): nucleus; nucleolar ribonuclease P complex; ribonuclease MRP complex
Molecular function (GO): nucleic acid binding
Source: RefSeq, a predicted model, not a curated record